Diaporthe batatas is the source of this 1532-nucleotide messenger RNA. RefSeq lists its product as uncharacterized. Lineage: Eukaryota; Fungi; Ascomycota; Sordariomycetes; Diaporthales; Diaporthaceae. The transcript is spliced from 2 exons. Bases 57 to 1271 code for a protein of 404 amino acids. The record is from RefSeq and is a predicted model, not a curated record.
CACAGCCCGGAUCGACAAGACCUCCGAUUCAAGUCAGCCACAUCCAAGCGAGAACGAUGGACCCUGAAUAUGCGGAAGCGGAGCCCUCAGUUGCGCCGACUCGGCCUCAAGGCCCCGGCAGCGGUGACACGGCAACUGCUGCCAAGAGGAAGCCAGUGCGACGAGACCCCGAGAAGAGACGCCUGCAGAACAUCAAGGCUCAGCAAAAGUACAGGGAGAAACUCAAGAAACGCCUUGGCCAUCUUGAGACUCUCGCCGCUUCUAUCAGUCAGAGUCCGGCAGAAGGUCCGGCAUCCACACCUGCAACCAACACUGGUGUGGCUCUCUUGUCUCAGAGCAGUCCAUCAACGGGCACAAAUUCCACUCAGGGUUGCAUGUAUCAUGACUCGCAAGAGAAUAUCACCUUUGAUUCUAUCGACUUCUUCGACUUCUCAUCUGUAGAUUUCUUUAGCCCUGCCAGGGCGUCUUCCCAGUCUACGGCCUCUCCCGAUACUGCGCUUUGGGAUCCUGCCACAUCCGUAGGCCUCCCUCAUCUGGUUCACAAUAAGGACUCGGCAUCUAGAUCUCACUACUGGGUCGGAAUGGUCGACUGCGGCUGUGUCCGGCCUCACGUGAAAGUCAGCUGCGAGACCGCGAGAGACUGGGGAGACAUGAAGCUCCUGAGCGUUGGGCCGAGCUUCUGCACGCCGGACCCCCACAUGAACGCGCUCCGGGUCGAGCGCAUCUGCAUACUCGAGGCGUUCAUGGCCAACUGCUUGCAGAUCGGGGUUACGGAAGAAAUGUUUUGCGGCCCACAUGCCAUCUCGCCAUUCUUCCGGUCGGGUGCCAACAAGGCCAUCGACAGCCCCAGCGGAGAUGGAACGGUCACGACGGUUCAGCGCAUCUUCAGGACCCUCAAACCAGACGUGAGGCCUAUCAGAGAGCAGAUCAUCAUGAUGCACAGGCCCAUGAUUGAUGUCCUGCCGUUUCCCACGUUCCGGAAGAACCUUAUAGAGAGUGGUGAUGCCAUCCGCGAGGAGGAGUUGUUCCACGACCUGCUGAAUGGUUUAAUAUGCUGGGGAGGCGUAGGGGUUGGCAAAAAGGACAGGGAUGCGUCGACAGGUCGGGUAUCCACUGGCACGCCGUGGGACAACCGCAGCUGGGAGGCGAGACCAUGGUUCCUGCAGAAGUACUGGGCUCUCCUUGGAGGCGAAGACGGCGAGCUCGUGAGACAGAGUGAGUGGUGGCGAAACAUUCGGGGAGAGGAGGAUGAGCCUUGGUCGACAUGCUAGGCUCAAUGUCGUCUUGCGAAAUACUGGUACUUUGGUCACAGACACAUACGACAAGCAGUGCUGAAGUACUAUGAUGGAUUGGAUGAUCUCCGGUAGCAACCCACACACACAUCCGAGGGUUGGCAGUCUAAGGAUUCCGUCAACAUCUACCAAGCAGUUCACGCAAGUACAUCUGAGAAUUUAGACAGACCAAGCUAUUUGACCCAGGGUGGACUUCUAAAGCUCACGCCGUUAUCAAUGCGGCCGAACAAGACUUCAGUG